UAUACAAAGCAUAUAUAACAUUGUUUCUAUAAAUAUGGUGUAGAUUUCUGUGAAAUAUUUGUUCUAAUCUGAUAUUAAUAGCAACACUUUUGCACUUCACUGACUGGAGUGCCAAGAAGAUGAGAUUGUGUGCCAAGUAAACUUGGAUACAAGUGUUACUAGAGAAAGAAACCAGUGGAAAUAUUUGUAAGAUUAAACAAUAGGAAGAAAAACAAGAAAAGUAUAUUUACAUUGUGAUUUGAGAGAAAUAAUAAUGGAAAAGAGUGAGAAGCUUAAAGAAUUGAUUUCCCAUUAAGACAUGAUAGAAGGGAGAGGAAAGUUAUCAUAUGACUGUGAUGUCUGUGGUAAAUCAUUCUCUCAAAAUAUUUACUUAAAUGAACACAAACAUAUUCAAACACAAGAAAAACCAUUUCACUGUGAUAUUUGUGGUAAAUCAUUUGUUGAAUGUCAAAAAUUAACUUUACAUAAACGUAUUCACUCAGAAGAGAAGCGAUAUCAUUGUGAUAUCUGUGGCAAAUCAUUCUUUGAAAAUAGUGCUUUAACGAAACACAGACGUAUUCAUACAGGAGAGAAACGAUAUCAUUGUGAUAUCUGUGGCAAAUCUUUCACUGAAAAUACCAGCUUAACUACACACAAACGUAUUCAUACAGGAGAGAGACCAUUUCACUGUAAUAUCUGUGGUAAAACAUUCUCUAACAGUAGUCACUUAAUUGUACAUAAACGUAUUCAUACAGGCGAGAAGCCAUAUCACUGUGAUAUCUGUGGCAAAUCAUUCACUGAAAAUUGCAGCUUAACUACACACAUACAUAUCCAUACAGGAGAAAAACCGUAUCAUUGUGAUAUCUGUGGCAAAUCAUUUACUGUGAGCUUUGCUUUAACUUCACACAAACGUCUUCAUUCAGGAGACAAGCCAUAUCAUUGUGACAUCUGUGACAAAUCAUUCACUCUCCGCAGAUCUUUAACUGAACACAAACGUCUUCAUUCAGGAGAGAGACCAUAUCAUUGUGAUGUCUGUGGUAAAUCCUUCAAUAAGAGUAAUACUUUAACUAAACAUGAACGUAUUCACACAGGCGAAAAACCAUAUCACUGUGAUAUCUGUGGUAAAUCAUUCUCUCAAAAUAGUGACUUAACUAAACACAGACGUCUUCAUUCAGGAGAAAGACCAUAUCACUGUGAUAUCUGUGGUAAAUCAUUCUCUCAAAGUUAUAGUGUAACUUCACACAAACGUACUCAUACAGGAGAGAAGCCAUAUUAUUGUAAUGUUUGUGGUAAAUCAUUCACUAAAUGUAGUAAUUUAACUGCACACAAAUGUAUUCAGAGAGAAGAGAAAGGAAAAGACUAAUUUCUAAUUGUUUCUUCUGUUGACUUCUUUUUCUUAAUAUUUCUGUUUUUCAUGUAAUGGAAAUUACAAUUCUGAAAAUAAAGAAUUU
Molecule: messenger RNA, 1430 nt
Organism: Octopus sinensis (East Asian common octopus)
Lineage: Eukaryota; Metazoa; Mollusca; Cephalopoda; Octopoda; Octopodidae
Product: zinc finger protein 239-like
Exons: 3
Coding region: 299-1342 (347 amino acids)
Source: RefSeq, a predicted model, not a curated record